AUGAAAAUAUUCCCACUGAUUCUGGUGCUGAUCUUCUUGUUCUUGAAGAUCGAAGCUCGGAAAGAAGAUCGAGAUGAUGAUUGUUCAGCUUCAGAAGAACGCCCACGAGAACAUCACAAAAAACAUCACAAGAAAAAGCGGACCACCACCACCACAACUACAACCAAAAGAGUCCCAAGUUGUCUGAAAGGCUGGACAGGUUUCACAAGAUCUGGCAGAACUUGGUGUAUCCGUGUGAUUGCUGGUGUUGAAAAUCAAGCUGGCGCUGAAACGCAGUGUAAUUUGUUGGGUGCGAAGUUGACGGGGAUUGCGAAUGCACAGGAGAGCCAGUUUCUACUGGGUGAGUUGGCUAGGCUUGAGGCUAACCCAAGGCUCAAGCCAGGCCGCUUCGCGGAAGCUCGCGCUUUACACUCGCGCAGAGCGCUCGGGCUUCCAGGCUCCACCAUACCUUCACCUUUCCAGCCCAAUCUCUCCCCAUCCUUCAAUCACUCGGCAAAACCGUCGGCUCAAUCUGGAUCGGCCUGGUCCGUCGGCCCGAAUGUCGCGGCUACCUCAAAUCCCUAUUCGCUCCCUGUAUUCGUGGUGCUGGAUUCAUGUGGACAGAUGGUGUGGUAACCGACACAUCUACCAUCACCUGGCGAGCAACAACACCGGAUAAUAUCGGGUAGGCCUAGGCCCACUGAAGCCCACUAAAGCCUAAUUCUAUCCCUUCCAGAUGGACUCAAAAUUGUGCGCGAUUACACGUGGGUUCGAGAGCCUAUCAAUUGCAUUUCGUGAAUCCUGGAGAUAUGGAUGAUAUGGAUUGUACGAUUCCGGCUAGCAAAACAUUGGAUAUUGAGAGGACUCAGGGAUUUGCGUGUGGAAUGUGGGCCGAUUAA
This is a messenger RNA of Caenorhabditis angaria, 878 nucleotides long. Lineage: Eukaryota; Metazoa; Nematoda; Chromadorea; Rhabditida; Rhabditidae. The record is from the annotation of a GenBank genome assembly.